AUGAAGGGAUCUACAACCAUCAUCUACGCCUUGGCCUCUCUGCUGGCGCAGCCUAUUCAGUCUAGCGCCGAGCCCGCUUCCCUGGAUGCCUGCGCCAGUCUGUCCCGGGCGCUCCCCGGCAAGGUUUCGUACCGCAAUUCGUCAGCCUUCGCUGUUUCCAACAACUACUGGUCUGCACGCCAGUCCGAUGUUGCGCCGGAGUGUUUUGCAUAUCCCGGGAGCACCGCUGACGUUUCCGUCAUGGUCAAGCUCCUGGCCUCCAUCUCGGCUCCCUUCACCGUCAAGAGCGGCGGUCACACGGCUCACCUGGGCUCGAACCUCCCCGGCGGCGUCACCCUCGACCUCGCGCGCCUUAGCCAGGUGAAGGUCUCGCCCGACCGGGAAACAACCUCGAUCGGCCCGGGUGCUCGCUGGGUGCAAGUCGCCGCAACCCUUGACCCGCUUGGGCUUGCCGUGGUCGGGGGGCGCAUGGGUGAUGUUGGAGUUUCUGGCCUCGUCCUGGGCGGUGGAUUGUCGUACUUUUCGGGCAAGCAUGGUUGGGCAUGCGACAAUGUGCGUGCUUACGAGGUGGUCUUGGUCUCUGGCGAGGUGGUAGAAGCGUCGCCCGGGCAGAACCCCGACCUCUACUGGGCCUUGCGCGGUGGUGGAGGGUCCAGCUUCGGCAUUGUUUCCCGCUUCGACUUGGCCACUUUUGCCCAAGGCGACCUCUGGGGCCUCCAACAAUACCAUUCGCCGGUGGUUCGGGCCGAGCUCUUUUCGGCCUAUUUAGAUCUUGUCCUGAACCGUCUUCCUUCAGACUCUUAUGCGCAUAACUUGUUGAUCUUCGUCGACAACCCACUCCUUAGCAGCGAAACUGCCAUAAACUACAUGUACCAUGCCAAGCCUCCUGCAACCAGCGGCGCCAUCCCUCCUGUGUUUGCCAGAACCAGCGCCGUUUCGAACGUGCUCCUGAACACAACACUGGUCGGCAACGUUUCGACCCACUUCGCCUCUCUAUCCAACGACCCCUACGGAAGCCGCAGGGCCUGGACCAACGUCGCGGUGCACCUCAAGGAAGGAUCUGAGAAGCUGCUUGAAGAGAUUUAUACUAUCGCGCAGGGCCAUCGCUCACUCGUAAAGGCGCUCGGCACCGAAGCCAAGGACAACUCCACCUGGGUCUUGUUCGGCCUGCAUCCCAUCCCGACCAACGUGCUCGAGGCCAUGCAGAAGAACGGCGGCAACGCCUUGGGCCUGCGGCCCGAGGGUGGGCCCCUGACGCUUGUUCAAAUCAACUCGGUCUGGGCGCACCCUGACCUCGACGAGCGCGUGCUGGCAAGCGCCGACAAGGCGAUCGCCGAUAUUCGCGCCCUCGCCGCCGAGAGGGGGGCGAGGUCUGACUUUGUUUACAUGAACUAUGCCGCGCAGGGUCAGGACGUCUUUGCCGGCUACGGUAGGGCGAAUGAGGAGCAGCUGGCCAAGGUUGCGCAGAAGUACGACCCGAACGGCACUCUCAAGAAGCUGUGGAAAGGCUAUUUUCAGAUAUGA
This is a messenger RNA of Pyricularia pennisetigena, 1524 nucleotides long. RefSeq lists its product as uncharacterized. The record is from RefSeq and is a predicted model, not a curated record. The coding region runs from base 1 to 1524 and encodes 507 amino acids. Gene Ontology annotation, molecular function: FAD binding. The transcript has a single exon. Lineage: Eukaryota; Fungi; Ascomycota; Sordariomycetes; Magnaporthales; Pyriculariaceae.